GAAUAACGUAAUAAGAGGCGGGACAGGGGACUGCAUAAGUAAAAAUAUGAAACGUGCAAUGAUUUGUCAUUAGUUUGAAAUAUUAGCAAAUUAUUAUCUCAAAUAUUUCAAGUAAUAGUAGCUAUUACAGUAUGGCGAUUGGCGACGAAGUAUAAUCCGGAAUUUGAAUUUGAAUACAAUCGAGUGAAUCGCUUUUUUCUUAGAGAGUUUCACAAUAUUAUUCGCAGUCAGUAGUCACAGAACACUUUUGUCUUUUAAUCUGUUCGCAGUCGCAGUUUCCCUAGGCUAGAGCACAGAACACUUACUGGCUAGAGCCAUAGAGUUACUUAUUAUGGACUGGAGCCUACUAACUUCUAAGCUUGUAGACCCUGAUUACUAUUACUCACUAUUACUAUUUACUACUAAUUCUUCAAGACUCAAGUUCAAAAGUUAUAAGUUGGAAGUGGAACAGAAAUUACAAAUUAUUUUAUAUUAAAUAAGAAUAAGGUAAAUAAGUAUAUAAUCAAUUAUUCUAAGUGCGAUGCGACGUCGGGAUGAAAAAUUUCCAGAGAAUGGAUUUGAGGCUUGGGGCGGCUACAUGCAUGCAAAGGUUUCAAAAUUGAAAGAACAAUUUUCCUCAAAAGCCGCUGCAGAAAUUAGAGUCUCUAAUAUUUUUAACGGAAUUAGUAUAUUUGUUAACGGUUUCACUAUACCAUCAGCUGAUGAACUCAAAGAACUUAUGGUCCAACAUGGAGGUGUAUAUCACACGUAUCAAACAAAUGAUGAUUUUAUUAUAGCUUCUAAUUUGCCUGAUACAAAAGUAAAAAAUAUGUCUUUGUCUAAGGUUGUUAAACCAGAAUGGAUAACAGAUAGUAUAAAAUGUAAUUGUUUGUUGGACUAUAACAUCUAUUUACUUUAUAGUAACAAAAGAACACAACCUAAGUUGAAUUUUAAUAGGCUCAAUAAGACUGAAAGUACACCAAAUUUUGAAAAUGAUAAUACAACAGUUUAUGAGGAAAGCAAGGCAAAUGCUAUCAUAAGUGAUGAAAAUACUAACAACAAUCAGUUGUUAGAUACUAAUCACAAGCCAAAUAAACUGCAGCAGGAAACAAAACAGUGCAACAUUGCUAAAACUGCAGUAGAUCCAAAUUUUAUCUCUGAAUUCUACAACAACUCAAGACUGCAUCAUAUUUCACAAUUAGGAGCAUCUUUUAAGCAAUAUAUUAAUGAUUUGAGAGAUGAAAGUAAUUAUCUAUUCCCAGCUCGGGUACAUUUAAGUGAAAAAAUUAGGUUUAUAAAUAAGCAAAGUACAUACUCUAUUAAUUUUGAGUACAAUAAAAUAAUAAUGCACAUUGACAUGGAUUGUUUUUUUGUCUCCGUUGGUUUGAGAAGUAGGUCUGAUUUAAAAGGAAAACCAAUUGCAGUUACUCAUUCAAAAGGUGGUCAGAGUCAAAAGCGCCCUGGUGUUGACAGAAAUGUUGAGUUUAAUCUUUAUAAACAAAGACAAGCUGCAAAGUGGUCUAAAGUGUCAGAAACAUCAGAAAAUAAUAUUGAAACUCGUGUAGACAACAUAGGAGAUGAAGGAGAUAAAUUUGGAUCAAUGAGUGAAAUAGCUUCAUGUUCUUAUGAAGCUAGAGAAAAAGGUGUUAAAAAUGGUAUGUUCAUGGGAGCAGCUCUACGGCUAUGUCCAGAUUUACAAACAAUUCCUUAUGAUUUUGAUGGAUAUAAAGAAGUAGCAUACACUUUGUACAAUACAAUUGCUCAGUACACAUUGGACAUAGAGGCAGUGUCUUGUGAUGAAAUGUAUGUUGAUUGCACCACUCUUUUAAAAGAUUUAAAUGUAGAUGUUGUUGAUUUUGCAACAGUGUUAAGAGAAGAAAUAAAAGAAAAAACAGGAUGUCCUUGCUCUACAGGUUUUGGUGGAAAUAGAUUACAAGCGAGACUAGCCACUAAAAAGGCUAAGCCCAACGGUCAAUUCUUUUUAACUAGUGAUUUAGUUGAGGAUUUUAUAUUUAAUAUCAGUUUAAAAGAUUUGCCUGGUGUAGGCAGACAAAUAUCUCAGAAAUUAGAAUCAUUGGGUCAUUACACAUGUGGCUCUUUACAGCAAUUGACUUUAGCUCAUUUACAAAAGUAUUUAGGAAAUAAAAUUGGAUUGCAAUUAUUUAACCAAUGCCGAGGACGUGAUUUAAAUAGUCUUACAUUUCAUGUUGUCCGAAAGUCUGUUUCAGCUGAAGUUAAUUACGGCAUCAGAUUUGAAAACAAUGAGCAAUGUUACAAUUUUAUUAAACAAUUGUCAGCUGAAGUACAUUCACGAAUGGAACAAUUUAAGGUAGUAGGUAAAUGCAUUACAUUAAAGCUUAUGGUGCGUGCUAAAGAUGCCCCUGUUGAAACAGCUAAAUUUAUGGGACAUGGGUACUGUGAUGUUAUUAAUAAGUCUGUUUCUCUAACAUCCCCUACUAGUGACCCCCAAAUUAUAGCUAAAGAAAUAGUGUUGUUAUGUAUGAAACUAAAUAUAGAUCCUAGGGAGAUGAGAGGUAUUGGAAUACAAAUAACCAAAUUGGAGUCUGUUAACAACAGGCAAACAAAAGGUAGCCUCACCAAAUUUAUUGUAUCAGAAAAAAUUAAUAAUAAGCCAGUAAAAAAAGAAGAUUUAAAGUCAAUUAAUGACAUGCAAAAUUCUCACAUUGCAAAAACUAAUCCAGUUACCCCAAAAAAAGUAUUCCAAUCUCCAAACAUGAGAUCUCCGAUAUUAAGUAGCAAGAGGUCUCCUACAAUAGGACCAAAAAGAUCUCCCAGUAGAAAGAGAGGAAGACCUCCUAAAUCACUAAAACUUGAACAAUCAACAAAGAGUGUAAUGGAUAAAUUUUUGCAAGGAAAUUCUUCAAACACUAUUUUACAGGCUAAAGUCAGUAUGGAAAAGAAAGAAAUAAAGCAGGAAACUGUUAUAGAAACCCCAGCCAAAAAAGAAAAGGGUUUGUUAGGUUUACAUUGGGAGCAAACAAGAGAGCUACUAAGGGCUUGGUUAGAUAGUAAUCAGACUCCCAAAUUAUGUGACAUUAACAUGAUUUCAGACUACAUGUGUGACAUGGUUAUCAAUAAAAAUAUAGAUAAGCUUUAUAUUUUAAUAAAAUUUUUUCGAAGAAGGGUUACUGAAUUAAAUGACGAAAUUUGGAGUGAAGUGCAGAAUUGUAUAUUAGAGAAAGUACAAAAUACUAUGAUUGCUGUGUAUGGAAAAAAGUUAUGGUUUGAAAGUAAUUGACAUAAUAUAUUAAAUCUUACAUAAAAUAUAUAUAUUAAAUCUUACCUCACAGAUACAGGAUAAAUUUAAUUGCAGGAUUGAAACAACAUUUAUUUAAUAUUUUUUAUUUAUUUCUACUAUGUCUAUAAACAAUAUUGUAUUCAAUAAAACUGAUACCAAGCCAUUGGCAAACUUAAAUUUACCUCUCUAUUGAAGAAAUUCUUAAAAAUGUUAUAAAAUGGCAGUUAGUAAGUAUCACUCUUUUUAUAUUCAUGUACAUCAUCAAAUGUAG
Messenger RNA from Leptidea sinapis, 3509 nucleotides. It is a transcript of the gene Rev1, whose product is annotated as DNA repair protein Rev1. Gene Ontology annotation, biological process: error-free translesion synthesis; error-prone translesion synthesis. Gene Ontology annotation, molecular function: deoxycytidyl transferase activity; DNA-directed DNA polymerase activity; damaged DNA binding. Gene Ontology annotation, cellular component: nucleus. The record is from RefSeq and is a predicted model, not a curated record. Lineage: Eukaryota; Metazoa; Arthropoda; Insecta; Lepidoptera; Pieridae. Bases 521 to 3238 code for a protein of 905 amino acids. The transcript has a single exon.